UAGUAAGAGAGUUCAGCCAGCGUUGCUAUUUAAAUUGCGUCACCCUAUCAAUGACUUUUAUAUCCUUCCCUUUUUCGUAAAAUGUGGCCUGUCGUUACAACUUGCGACUGUUAAAGGCAAGCAACAACCAUACAUGUUUUAGGAUUUAAGGUAUCUUUAGUUUGUAGUAAAAAGAGUGCCUCGGUUCAAAGUGCCAAUCCCAGCUAAUUAAGUGGACUAAAAUUAGCUUCAAGUAAGAAAAAUUCUUUAGACGUGCAUAUAGUAAUUCGUUGAGCUUCAACAUCAAGAUAUCUCCCCAAUACUAGAGAUCAUAUUUUACAUUUCUGUUGAUGUCAUCAGUUACGUUGAUAAAAAAAAAGGCAACGUAUAGAACAUCCAAAUAUAGUGGGCUCCAAGACCCACCCGUUACUUCAAAAAAUCUGAAUUCUCAGUACAAAUUAAUGGUAACAGAAUUAAGUGGCACUAGAAAGGCAAAAACUGACAAAUUCUCCAUUCUUUUUUCGAAACUCUAGAAAUCAGAAACAAGAUUGUCCAGAAUUAGUCGGUUCGCAAUUUAGUAAGUCCAGAGAAGAGAGCGCAAAAAGUUAGAAAUCGAUUUCCCACUGCUCUCGAUUUCCUUCUAUAAAUAAUUUUGAAAGCAUAACAAACAGUAGUUACAAUUUACAAACACCAACGUAAUAUAAAUUAAAGAUGCUCCACAGACUAUUCAUGAUUGUAGGCUUUGUGACGACAUUAAUAAUUUCAGUGUUUGCGAGUUAUAAUCCAGCAUUUGUUGCUGAGAAUAAUGUUGCAGCACCAAGUGACAUGUGCGCCACCUUUGUGACUAUUCAUGGUUAUAAAUGCCACGAAUAUGAGGUGAGUACUGAUGAUGGAUACAUACUGAGUGUGCAAAGAAUUCCUCAAGGGCGAGUAGGUGGUAGUAGCCACAACAGGCAGCCAGUUCUACUGCAACAUGGAAUACUGGUGGACGGAGCAACGUGGGUGAUGAAUUCAGCCGAACAAUCACUUGCAAUGAUUUUAGCAGAUAGUGGCUUUGAUGUUUGGAUUGCCAACACCAGAGGCACAAGAUAUAGCCUUCGUCAUCGCAAUCUUCAUUCUUAUAAUUCCGACUACUGGAAUUGGUCUUGGGAUGAUCUUGUAGUCCAGGACUUACCCACUUUCGUUAACCUUGUCUAUAAACAAACUGGACAGAAAACUCACUACGUUGGUCAUUCAUUGGGAACUUUGAUAGCUUUGGCAUCAUUUUCAGAAGGAAGACGAAUAGACAAGAUAAAAUCUGCAGCUUUGCUAAGCCCAAUUGCUUAUUUGAGCCAUAUGACUACUGCACUUGGUGUUGUUACUGCUAGAUCCUUUCUUGGCGAGAUCACUACUAUAUUUGGUCUUGCAGAAUUUAAUCCAACAAGUGCGCCUGUGUCUAUGUUUGUCAAGGCGUUGUGUGCUCAGCGUGGGAUUAAUUGUUAUGACUUCCUCACUGCACUUACCGGGAAGAACUGUUGUCUAAAUGCCUCUACGGUCGAUUUAUUCUUGAAGAAUGAGCCUCAACCCACAUCGACUAAGAACUUUGUGCAUUUAGCUCAAACUGUUAGAGAUGGAAUCCUUAGGAAAUACGACUAUGGGAGCUUUAUCAGCAACUUGGCACAUUAUGGUACAGUUAAACCUCCACUGUAUAAUUUAGCAAAUAUUCCUCGAGACCUACCCCUGUUUCUGAGCUAUGGAGGCCGAGAUGCACUUUCUAGUACAAAAGAUGUGGAGACAUUACUGGAUCACCUCAAAAACCACGACGUGGGAAAGUUACAUGUUCAAUAUGUCAAGGAUUUUGCUCAUGCUGAUUUCAUACUAGGAACUACUGCUAAGGAUAUUGUCUUUAACCAGAUUAUAACCUUCUUUAGCAACCAACACUAAGCUAUAUUCAUGGAAGUUUUUGUAUUGUACUAGGUCAAUUUGCUGAGUUAUGAGAAUUUUUCAUAUAUCUUCUUUUUU
Messenger RNA from Solanum pennellii, 1980 nucleotides. Its product is annotated as triacylglycerol lipase 2-like. The transcript is spliced from 9 exons. The record is from RefSeq and is a predicted model, not a curated record. Gene Ontology annotation, molecular function: hydrolase activity, acting on ester bonds. Gene Ontology annotation, biological process: lipid metabolic process. NCBI's taxonomy places the organism in Eukaryota, Viridiplantae, Streptophyta, Magnoliopsida, Solanales, Solanaceae. The coding region runs from base 691 to 1902 and encodes 403 amino acids.